AAAAAUAUGAUUCAAAGCUUUCAAAUUUAAUGAAAAUUAUUAAAUAUUUGUGAGUGUCGGAGCAGAACUGCCAAUUAAAGACUGAAUCACAGAUGCAAAAUUCAAUUUACUUGAAUAGAAUCAAAAAAAGAAUCAAUGGGAAACUGCUGGUCUUGUUUCAAAGCGCCACUUCAGUCGUCUAUCACUGAUACAUCAAACGUACCUGACAUUAAAGAAGAAACUAUGGAGCUCAAAAGAUUGUUCCCAUUAAAUUCUUGUACGAAAGAAUCCUUAGUGUCAAAUGAGACACUAAGUAAUAGUAACAAAAAGUCGCUUGUGUCUACUGUGUCAGUUCCAAAUAACAUAGGCUCUGAUAAUUGUGGAUCAUUACCAAUUCAAAAUAAUUUACGCAUAUCUCGAGCUUUUUAUGCAAGAUUUCCUCUUUGUCGUUCAAUGGCAACAAAUGUUAAUACGUUUAGUGAUAAACAUCCAAAAGAGUCGCAAGACGAAAAGUUGUCCAUGUUGUUUGAUCAAUAUAAGGACCCACAUGAAGAUAUAAUAUUAGCUGAUGGAAUCGAAAGACUUUGCAAUGAUCUCCAACUUUCACCUAAUGAUUUCAAAGUUCUCGUUCUCGCGUGGAAACUUGAAGCUGAACAAAUGUGUCAAUUUACGCGUAAAGAGUUUGUGAAUGGGUUAAAAUCAAUGUAUGUUGACAGCAUACAAGGUAUACAAACACGAUUACCAGAAAUCGUUCAAGAACUAAUUAACAAUGCUGAAAUGUUUAAAGAUUUAUAUAGAUUUACGUUUCGAUUUGGUCUUGACGUAACUUCAGGUCAACGAAUUCUUCCUGUUGAUAUGGCUAUUGUUCUUUGGAAAUUAGUCUUUUCAAUCCGUGAGCCAUCUUUACUUUUAAGAUGGCUGUCUUUUUUAGAAUGUCAUCAUGUACGUGGAAUACCCAGAGACACUUGGAAUAUGUUUCUUAAUUUUGUAGAAGUUAUUGGUAAUGAUCUUGGUGCAUAUGAUGAUGCCGAAGCAUGGCCAAGCUUGUUUGAUGAUUUUGUAGAGUAUGAAAAUGAUCAAGUGAAUCAAAAUAUUACUAAAGACGAGUUCUUGAAAGGCUCAAUACACGAUAACAACAAUUGAUGAAAAUGAUAAAAAUACCAUUUAAAAAAUUUUAUUAAAUUGAAUAUGUUUAAAUAUGUUACUGAUAAAGCGUUAUUUGAGUUACGUUUGGCUGAAUUGAUGAUGUGAAUGAGAUAUCGAAGGAAUAUUAUUACAAUAAUAUUGACAAUAUAUUAAUGUUGCACGAAUUAAAAUUAAAUGUACAAAUGUUAUACUUAAAAUUACUUCAAAUCGAACUUGAAGAAAAUAUUUCCAAAAUUUUAAGCACUAUUUAGUUUUCUAUAUUCACUGCGUGCUCCUGAGUUGAUUAAACUUCACCUGACUCAUUCGAUAUAAAAAUAUAUAAAUACAUGUAUAUGAUAUAAAUAACGAUGAAACGAAUAUUUUUAUUGUUUAAUUUAUUUGAUAAAGUGUAAGCUUCAACGAAUAAAAAGUGAAGUUUUUAUAUAUA
Molecule: messenger RNA, 1552 nt
Organism: Cotesia glomerata
Lineage: Eukaryota; Metazoa; Arthropoda; Insecta; Hymenoptera; Braconidae
Gene: SCCRO3
Product: DCN1-like protein 3
Exons: 4
Coding region: 136-1122 (328 amino acids)
Biological process (GO): protein neddylation; positive regulation of ubiquitin-protein transferase activity
Cellular component (GO): ubiquitin ligase complex
Molecular function (GO): ubiquitin conjugating enzyme binding; cullin family protein binding; ubiquitin-like protein binding
Source: RefSeq, a predicted model, not a curated record